CAAAAACGGUGAAGUAGCAUUGAAGUGAUGAAAGUGCAGAAGACGUAGACGUAGACAAGACAACGACGACAGCGCGACGACGUUGAAAUCAAUCGAAAGAGAAAAUUUUUAUUUGACCAACAGUAAUGAAAAAGUGCUUAAAAAAUCAUCAACGGCGUGAGUGCGGGAAAUUCGAAAAAUUAAAUAAUUGGGAAAGUGCAAAAAAAUUCGUUUAGAUUUUUGUGGACGUGUAAAAUUUCAUUGUCGUCGUUGUUGCGGCAGGUGCGCUGGAACGUCGCGAGGUGCGCCGUCGUCGAAAUCGAAACCAAAAACGUCGACACAAAGCAUCGAAAUAAUUCCGUGUGGAAAAUAACCCCAAAAAAGUGUGAAAUUAAAUCAAAUACAAAAUUAGUGUGCCGAGGCGAAGCUGUGUGGGUACAUAUACAAUUUCUUUUUCUUUCGUAUAAGCUAGCGUGUGCCAAAGAUAGUGUAGUAAUAAGAAUUGAAUAUAAAAAAUAAUUAAAAAAUGCGUGCUAAGUGUAGUGCAUAUUGUCAGUUGUUUUGAAUACAAGCGAGGUGCUGGGUAUAGCGAUACGGCACCCGAUAGUGCAAUUCGCUGUUGAAUUUUAAAAUUUAAGUGUAAAUAAUAUUCUAUUUUUUCGUACGGUGCGUGUGGUGCAAUUUCGAAUUGCACCGUUAACCGAAAAAAUUCCGAAGUCAUCGGGCACCACUACGUUACAGCGUCUCAAGGCCAAGGCUGCAGGUGGUAGCGUGAAACGCAGUCGAAUAGGCAGCGCAGCGGCUGGGACAACGGUAACAGCGAACAAUAGUAGUGGUAGCGGGAUCGGAGGAAGUGGUCGUGUAGCAGGCGGCCGUAAAUUUACAGCAGGCGGUGUACAACAAUUGCAACGAAGUGGCGGCGGUGCUGGUCAGUGGGCAGCAGCGGCGGCGGCGACGACGACGAGUGGUGCGGGUCCUGGCAGUGGCGGCAGCGGCAGCGGCAGCGGGCAAGGAAAUUCAACGACGUCUGACUCCGCUUUGUUGGGUGAAAGGGAAUCGGCAUAUUUGCAUGGUUUUCAAUCACCAAGCUACACCACCACAACCGCAGGAACACCCACAAAAUCAUCAUACCAUCAACAGCAACAACAACAACACCAAUCCAAUAUCAACAACUACAAUUAUAACAACCACCACAACAAUAGUAACAACACCAGUGCCAAUUAUUGCAAUUACUCAGCGUACGCCAAUACAUCAUCGUCGGCAUCGCCUCACACCAAGCUACCAACGGCCCCUGCAGGUUCAACUACGAUGAUGAUGACCAAACAAAAAAGUUCUCUAGCAGAGCGCCUAAAUAUUGGUGACGAAGUGCGCGAAUUAAAGCUCGGCUGCACGUUUAAUCCGAAAAAUACAACGACCGCCUUUCACACGAUAAAAUAUGACUUUAAGCCAGCGAGUGUGGACAAAAGUAAAGUAGCUACUGUUGACGUCGGCUCCAAUAAUCAAGUUACAGUAACAGUGCCAAAUCUAGUAAGUUCCGGUGUGCCUCAUACAGUUUAUAAGGGAAAUCACAGAAAAUACACAAAAGAAUGUUUAUUGAUUUACGAUCGAAAAACCGGUGGUAUUACUUUCGAGAAACUGAAUCACAAUAUACAAGUGAAAAAGACUAGGAGUGAGAUGACAAACAAGCCAAGUGCGAUAGCGGCCGGCGCGAACGUUGUAGCGCCUCAGCAAAAACUAGAAAAUAGCACCAUGCGCAUCACAUCGAAGACGAAAGUGUCCACAGGGAGUCGUCGGAAUAAUAUAAUUGAUUUUAAGCCAAGAAAUUCGCCAUCCGCUUCAGCUUCACCGUCUGCACCACCAUCCAUUCACAAAAGUCCACAGUCAGCUCCGGCCUGGAACGCGCACAAUGCACAAGCCACGCUACCUAGCAUUCCAAUGAUCUGCGAUGACGACGAUGAUGGCAUGUUUGGUUUCUCCUCCGCUGCUGGUAAUAGUCAAGCGCACGGUGGUAGUGGUAAUGACCCGUCGAAUAUUUCUUCAUCAUCCUCGGCUUCGAGCCAUAACAAUUCGGCGCAUGAAUAUCCCAUGCACCAGCAGCAGCAGUACCAACAGCAACAACAACAUCCGCAUCCCUCGUCGACUAAACAGUCCAAGCAAUCGCAUCGCAACAAUCAGAAACGGCACAAUAACCUUAGCUCAGCGGCGUCUGCAAACCCGAUGGCGACGGCGCCGAGUCAUGGCAAGCAAACGAAGCAUAACCGCAUGGAACAACGAACUUCCUCGCCACAAAACUUCGCGCAGCAACAACAAAGGCAACAACAAAAUCAUUAUCAACAACACCAGCAGCAGAUGCAGCAGCAGCAACAGCAGCUGCAACAACAAUCAAACAACAAUCGCAUGUACUCCUCAAACUCCACAUCCUCAGCUCAUAUGUCGAAUGGUGGCCUUGGUGGUUAUCACAAUAACAAUAAUCUAUCAAUGGGCAAUCAUAGUGGCAACAAUCACAUGCACCAGCAGCAUCAUCAGGCGCAACAGCAGCAGCAGCACCACCACUACCAACAUCAAGAACAACAACAUAUGGCAGGCUUGUCAUCGCCACACGACAGCGAUGCGGCCAUGGCCAAUGCGGCGGCGCAGCUAGAGCAGCAAAUUCGCGGCCUUAGUUCAUCCAGUUCGAGUUCUGGCUCCGAUUCAAGCGGUAGUGAUAGUGGCAGUGAUUCUGAGGAUAGCAGCGACGAUGAGGUUGGCGCUGAUAAUCUCCAAACUCAUCACCAACAACAGCCACAGCAUCAAAUGCAUCAGCUGCCGAAUUUGAUGUCAGCGCUUCCACCAAUGCCUGCAGCAGCGUCACAACACAGUCGUAAUCCCCAUUCGUCUGGCUAUGCGUCCAAUAGCAAUAACAAUAUGAAUAGCCACAACAAUAACAAUGGUGCAUUUACAAGUGAUUUGCUGCAGAACGAUCUGCAAUUGUCCUCAAAUUCUUCCGAUGACGAUGAUUAGUAGAAUAUACAUAUACAUAUACGCGCUACUUUUACAUAAGUACAUAUGUGAGAACAACAAAAACGUCGUACACAACACUACACAUAGAAAUAUGUUUCUGCUAUUUUUUAAAUUGUUUGUUUCGCUAUGUGUUAGUGUAUCUAAUGUGUAUGUAUUUAUGCUAUGUACAUAGCAUAGUAAUUUAGGCAAACAAAGGAGUUCUAGGAGUUUUAGGAAGUUUUAAUAAAUUAAUAUUAUUUUUAUUAUUUGAUUUCAAUUUGAAUUAAAAUUUAUGAUGAGUCGCUUGCAACGUUUUACUCCUUUGUUGUAGGAUUUAACUCGCUGAAAUUGUUUUUAUAAUUUUCCUGUUGUUAUGUAAGCAUAAAGAAAACAUUGAAAGUGAUGUACGGGAGGGGUAAAAAGGAGAAUUUAAUACUAGAAAAAUUUAAAAAACUCAAAAGAAUAUGUAUGUACUAAGUAAAUAAAACAAAAAUAAAAACAAAAACAGAAAAAAUAGAAGAAGGAGGCGAACAUUUUUUGUAGAAAGAAAGCAACGCUUUAAGUGAUAAAGCAUUCAUGAAAUUAGUAAAUCCAAAACUUUAAGUCUACGCAUACUAUAAACUAGCAACACAAAAGUGUGCUGGAGGAAGCGAAAACAUAAAAUAGAAUAGUUGAAGACGAAAAAUAGCAAAAUAGCAUAAACAAAUAAAUACAAACGAAAGAAAUUGCCAAUUUGUAUAUUUAAAUAAUUUUUGUCACUCAUUUUUGUAUUAAAUAAGUAAGUUUAGUUAAAUUAUGAAAUGAGAUAUGGAGAACAUUAAAUACGAAAUUGUGCGAGAAUAAGUGAAAAAUGUAAAACGAAAACAAUUAACAGCACAUACGCAAUCAGCAACUGUGAAACAUUAUUGAAAAGAGAUUUAUAAACUACAAAACAAUAAAAAAACUAUAUAUAUAUAAAUAAAAUGGCAAAUAAACGCACUUUAGUGAAAUACGUGCAUAUAUAUGUAUGUAUGCACAUACUUAA
Molecule: messenger RNA, 3982 nt
Organism: Anastrepha obliqua
Lineage: Eukaryota; Metazoa; Arthropoda; Insecta; Diptera; Tephritidae
Gene: Eaf
Product: ell-associated factor Eaf
Exons: 9
Coding region: 1288-2979 (563 amino acids)
Biological process (GO): regulation of transcription elongation by RNA polymerase II; positive regulation of DNA-templated transcription
Cellular component (GO): super elongation complex
Molecular function (GO): transcription elongation factor activity
Source: RefSeq, a predicted model, not a curated record